UUUUGCGCAACCAUCGCCCGAUGUGUACCUAGUAAAGACACGGAUGAGAGAGCGUUCUACAAGAGCUUCCUCCUCUCCAUUAUUGUCAGCUGCCACAGGCACCACCAUGGAAAAGCUGCUCACCGUAGUGUGUGUUUCAAGCCUUCUUCUAGCCACUCUUGCGGACGAUGCCUCCUCCAGAUCUUCUCUUCAGCACCCCUCCCUGGACAGUCUACAAGAUCGUGUUCUGGGUCGCAAAGGCGGAGAAGAAGUGGCACACCACCACCAUUACCGGCGUGAAGGCGAGCACGGGGAGCAGCAUGAGGUGGUGCCUAUGGGAGCGGAGAGUGGCGAAGAGAGGAAGAAGGGAAGUUGGAGGAACGAGGACGAGGAGGCGGUUGCGGCGGAAGGGCUGAUCUCCAGCGCGGACUACAGCGGCGUGGCCAUGCACGGCCACAGCUCCCCGCCGGCGCACAAAAAGCAUCCCAGGCCAUAGGCCUUCCGCCUCCGGAUAUUAUUCAGUUGGUGUGUAAUCUUGUCCAGUUCAGUUUCCUCUUCUUUUUCGGUGCCUUUAGCAAGUACUCCUAGUAGUCCAGUUCUAUGGAAUUGGUGUAUCCUGAUUCUCUGUAAAAGAUACCAAGUCCACGAUUUUAUAUGGAUCUUCGUUGAAAAGAAAAAUCGAGAUA
This is a messenger RNA of Aegilops tauschii subsp. strangulata, 665 nucleotides long. RefSeq lists its product as uncharacterized. The record is from RefSeq and is a predicted model, not a curated record. Lineage: Eukaryota; Viridiplantae; Streptophyta; Magnoliopsida; Poales; Poaceae.